GAGAGGAAGGGAGAGGGCGAGGGAGCGGAGCCACGCACGCAGGGACGCCCGGGCGCUGGAAUUCCAGCAGAAAAAUAGUAAUAAUAAUAAUAAUAUAAAAAAAGUGAGCAGAGCAAAGGUUAGCGGGGACAGAUCUGGGGGUUCAUUUUUUGGAAUCUUUUCUUCCUCUCGGUGUGAAAGGAACGACUCUGGUCUCCCGUCCUCGAAGCUCCCGACUGGAUUGCUCCUUGGCGCUCACACCCCCCCUCCUCCCCCGUCGGUGGAUUUCUGUGCCAUUUGCAUUGAUUCCGACCCCCCCCCCCCGGGCCGCUUCCUUCCAGCCCGCCGCUCGGCUCUCAGAUCGCCGGGGCCCCCACCUCCCCCCACCCCGUCCCCUCCCGGGCAGCGCUGGGGAGCCGGACCCGCGGGGACUCGCGCCUUUCCCGGACGAUCCGGGGGGAAGGGCUGACCUCAGGACCGGGCUGUGGGCUUCUAAGGCAGCCAGACACCUGGUUCACGCGUGCGGUUGGUUUCCGUGGGCUCGGGUGGCCGGCGUCGAGGGGCAGCCCACCGCCCGCCUCCCACCCCACCCCCUCAGCCGCUGGCGACGAGAGCAGGACUCCGGAUCUUCACCGGGCGGACUGGCUGGGAUCUCCGCAUUGGAUUCGGGGCUGAUUAUCGCGGCUUGGCGAGAUUGUCAUUCUGUUCCUUCUUUUUUAACCCAAGGGAGAAAGACACACACACGCAAAAAACGGUGGGAUUUAUCUAACAUGAUCUUGGCAAACGCCUUCUGCCUCUUCUUCUUUUUAGACGAAACCCUCCGCUCUUUGGCCAGCCCUUCCUCCCUGCAGGGCCCUGAGCUCCACGGCUGGCGCCCCCCAGUGGACUGUGUCCGGGCCAAUGAGCUGUGCGCAGCCGAAUCCAACUGCAGCUCCCGCUACCGCACACUCCGACAGUGUCUGGCGGGCCGAGAUCGGAACACCAUGCUGGCCAACAAAGAGUGCCAGGCCGCCCUGGAGGUCUUGCAGGAGAGCCCCCUGUACGACUGCCGCUGCAAGCGGGGCAUGAAGAAGGAGCUACAGUGUCUGCAGAUCUACUGGAGUAUCCACCUGGGGCUGACCGAGGGUGAGGAGUUCUAUGAAGCUUCACCUUAUGAGCCGGUGACCUCACGCCUCUCUGACAUCUUCAGGCUUGCUUCAAUCUUCUCAGGGACAGGGGUAGACCCUGCGGUCAGUGCCAAGAGCAACCACUGCCUGGAUGCCGCCAAGGCCUGCAACCUGAAUGACAACUGCAAGAAACUGCGUUCCUCCUACAUCUCCAUCUGCAACCGAGAGAUCGCGCCCACCGAGCGCUGCAACCGCCGCAAGUGCCACAAGGCCCUGCGCCAGUUCUUCGACCGGGUGCCCAGCGAGUAUACCUACCGCAUGCUCUUCUGCUCCUGCCAGGACCAGGCGUGUGCCGAGCGCCGCCGGCAGACCAUCCUGCCCAGCUGCUCGUACGAGGACAAGGAGAAGCCCAACUGCCUGGAUCUGCGCGGCCUUUGCCGCACGGACCACCUGUGCCGGUCCCGACUGGCAGACUUCCACUCCAACUGUCGAGCCUCCUACCGAACACUGACCGGCUGCCCUGAGGACAACUACCAGGCGUGUCUGGGAUCCUAUGCUGGCAUGAUUGGGUUUGAUAUGACUCCCAACUAUGUGGACUCAAGCCCCACCAGCAUCGUGGUGUCCCCCUGGUGCAGUUGUCGUGGCAGUGGAAACAUGGAGGAGGAGUGUGAGAAGUUCCUAAGGGAUUUCACUGAGAAUCCGUGCCUCCGGAAUGCCAUCCAGGCCUUUGGCAAUGGCACAGAUGUGAAUGUGUCCCCCAAAAGCCCCUCAUCACAGGCCACCCAGACCCCUCGGGUGGAGAAGACUCCCUCUUUGCCAGAUGACCUCAGUGACAGCACCAGUCUGGGGACAAGUGUCAUCACCACCUGCACAUCUGUCCAGGAGCAAGGGUUGAAGGUCAACAACUCCAAAGAGUUGAGCACGUGCUUCACAGAGCUCACGACAAAUAUCAUGCCUGGGAGUAAAAAGGUGGUCAAACCCAACUCAGGCCCUAGCAGAGCCCGACCACCGGCUGCCUUGACUGCACUGCUGCUCCUGACGCUGACAUUGGCCUUGUAGGCUGCGGGAACCACGGCACAAGAUUUCUACAAUCUCCGCAGACGAGAACUCCCACCCAACAAAACGGAAACGAACUCACACCUCCCCACACAACCCCCUUUGCAGACAAAAAAGAAAAAAAAGGUUCUUUUCCCCACCUUGUCUCUGAACCUUUCUCCUCCCAGGUUUCUUCUCUGGAGAAGUUUUUCUAAACCAAACAGACAAGAUGGCGGCUAGCCUGAGGGCCAGCCCUGAGGUUUCCCCGCAGGGGACACUCAGUGCUGAUGAGGGCAUACGGCUAUGGAAAAUCCCUUCAUGGUCUUCUGGUGUUUUUCUCUCUGGACCCUUCUGAAGCAAGAGGUCAAGACAAGACUCCUGCUGGGAUGGGACUUGCACCAUGCCUAGUGUAGGCUGGGUAUGGGAAAACUGCAGCUGUUGUGGAACUGCCCACUCUAGGGCCCCGUUGGAGGGCAUUGAUGAUCUUGGAAGCAGGACUGGCUUUGGGAGGCCAUGUCAGCCUUGCCUCUUGGCUUCAAAGAUGAUAAUUCAGCCUCCCUCUGCCCUCAGGUGUCUGGGUGCGGUGUAGGGGGUGGGGUCUGUGUCUGGUGUGGGAAGCCCCAGGGCUGGGCUGAGGCCCUGGACCAGACUGUAGUGUGAAGGGGGCUGGGAUAGCUCCAGGAGGGCCUGGGAGC
Perognathus longimembris pacificus (Pacific pocket mouse) is the source of this 2815-nucleotide messenger RNA. RefSeq names its product GDNF family receptor alpha 2 (gene Gfra2). Gene Ontology annotation, molecular function: signaling receptor activity. Lineage: Eukaryota; Metazoa; Chordata; Mammalia; Rodentia; Heteromyidae. The record is from RefSeq and is a predicted model, not a curated record. The transcript is spliced from 9 exons. Gene Ontology annotation, cellular component: signaling receptor complex; external side of plasma membrane. The coding region runs from base 750 to 2144 and encodes 464 amino acids. Gene Ontology annotation, biological process: nervous system development.